Molecule: messenger RNA, 2045 nt
Organism: Parasteatoda tepidariorum (common house spider)
Lineage: Eukaryota; Metazoa; Arthropoda; Arachnida; Araneae; Theridiidae
Product: protein obstructor-E
Cellular component (GO): extracellular region
Molecular function (GO): chitin binding
Source: RefSeq, a predicted model, not a curated record
CGAAGUGACCCUUUAACAUUACCUCCGACCUUACAAACCAGUCUUCUUCACUUGUUCGAAAGAAAAACUUUAACUUUCUUAGACGAAGUUUCAUCUUCCGACAUCAUUAUCGAUUCGACUUGAAUACAAAGAGGAUCCCUUUGCCGCUUAUUCGAAAAAGAAUGAAUUUGGCGGUGACUACUGGUGUUUUGUUCUUGGUUAUAAUUUCUUUUGCCUCACCUGGUGCUUCUCAGCGUCAGUGCACAUCAGGCACUUCCAAUUUGUACUAUGCGCACGAACGUAACUGCGACAUGUACUACAAAUGCGAAAAUGGUACUCUGAGGGAGGGCAUCUGUCCGGAUGGCCUGGUGUUCGAUGACAGGCAGGGUUCGGACGUCUUGCGAUGCGACCUACCCUUCGAAAUUGAUUGCAGCUACAGGUCCGCCUUACAGCCUCCCGUAUCAACGGAGCAUUGUCCCCGAUUGUAUGGUCUUUACUCACACGAAACAGACUGCAGCCGUUUCUGGCAAUGCGUUGAGGGACACGCAUUCUCAUUUUAUUGUCCAGAGGGACUAGCUUAUAACGAAUACAGCGCUCACUGUGACUGGCCAGAUCAAGUGGAAAACUGUGACUCUGAGUCUCUGCUUCGUUUCCAAUGCCCACAGCCAACAGAGAGAGAUUUACAGGAAUUCGAAGAUCCUCGAUAUCCUUAUGCUGGUGAUUGCAGGAAAUUCUACAUUUGCAUUCUGACUCCUGAUGGAUCAAGGGCUCCCCGAUUGCUAGCUUGUGAUCCGGGGCUUGUAUUCAAUCCAAAAACUGGAUCCUGCGAUGAUGCAGAGAGUGUCUCAGGAUGUCAAGGAUACUACAAUAACUUGGAUGCUAGAAGACUUCGUGAGUUGUUUGGAAGGUAAAUAAGAAACUGAAAAACGAAAAGAACUUAAACAGUUUGAAUUGAUUAUUAGAUGCACUUAAAUCAAGCAAUAUUUUAAUUGUGAAGAAAGUAUAAUGUUUCUUUUUUAACAGUAUAAUGUUCUUUAAAACAAGGAUAUAUUUUACCUUAAUUACUGUUCUGGAAGGAAUAAUUUAAGGAAAAAUAUAUGCUUUAAGAGGAAAAACUGAAGACUUCAAAUUACUUCUCAGAAUCAAAAGCGAAGUUUAAAUUGACUAAAAAUAAAGCGAAUUCCUUAUCUUUUAAUCCUUCGAGGCAGAAAUUUUGUUUGAAAUAUUUUUCAUACUUUUUUCUUUAUUUUGUAGGAAUAUAUAUAUAUUAAAAAUGCAAUUUAAAAUUCGUAGGUUUUAAAAACUUAUAAAAUAUUUUUUUUAAAAAAGAAUUUAAUAAGCUUUUUAGAUCAACUAUAAUCGUUUCUCGUAAGGAAAAGCUUGGUAGAAAAUUUAAAGCGAAAUUUCAGUAACUUUAGGUAAACCAGGUAUCUGUUUACCAUCAAGUAUCUAUUUUGUAUGUAAAAACCUUCUUUUGAAAAACAUGUCAGAAUUAUUUAAUUGUAUAUACAGUGUAUACCGUCCCUUCUAAACCAAUGUUAGUUACCAAUGUUUACCAGUUAAAAAAAUUUUUAGAAUCCUUAUCAGAAAAUGAAAACAAAAAAGUAUAUACAUUAGGUGUCGUAUAAGAUUUAAAUCCGGAAAAAAAACAUUCGAAAUAUGACAAAUCGCAGUACAGGAAUGCGCAUGUAAUAAACUACAUAACAAGCUUGAUUGCGGUAGAAAAUAAAGAGGAGUUGCCAGACAAUCAUUAGGAACACCUUCAAGUUUUUACCUCCAAUCAAAUCUGAUUAUGUUGAUUACAUCCGCUCUUCUGCCAUGCGAUUUAUCAGAUUUUGAUAGCGUUUUUAUUUUUUUCUUGCUUACGUAUAAACAUUCGAACCCCAGGUUCGAACUUUUUUGUUUUCAUUUUUGAUAAGGAUUCAAAAAUUGUAAUAAAGACGGUCUUUAAAUAAUACCCUGUUAUUCAAUCAACUGUAAUAUAUCUUCAUACUGGAAAAUUUGAGAAUUUUCAGAAUGUCGCUCAGCCUAUUAUUCCACUACGAAAACAAAAGAAAUUACAAAAA